AUGGAAACCCAAACCAAAGAAAUGGAGGCAGGAGAGAAGUCCCCUGAGUCCAAGGACUUGUUGCCCAGCCAAACAGCCAGUACCUUGUGCAUCAGUUCUCGGAGUGAGUCCGGCUGGAAUACUCCUCCCCGGAAUAAAUGGGACAUUUACCACAAACCAGUCAUUGUGCUCUCAGUGGGCGGGGCAGUGUUCCUCUUUGGGAUUGCCAUUACUAGUCUAACUUGCCUCACCCUGGACAGAAACAACAACACGACCAGCAUAAGCAACAACAUGGGCAACAAAACCAGCAACAUAACCAAGGAGGUGUUUAAGCUGUGUGGUCCGGCCUUCCUUUCCCUUGGCCUCAUGAUGCUUGUAUGUGGGCUUGUCUGGAUCCCCAUCAUCCGCAAGAAGCUGCGACAGAAGCAGAAAUAUCCCAUCCUUCAGAGCAUUAAGUCCUUCUUCCUCAACCGCUGAAGGUAGUCUCUC
This is a messenger RNA of Protobothrops mucrosquamatus (brown spotted pit viper), 468 nucleotides long. RefSeq names its product phosphoinositide interacting regulator of transient receptor potential channels (gene PIRT). The coding region runs from base 1 to 456 and encodes 151 amino acids. Gene Ontology annotation, biological process: phosphatidylinositol-mediated signaling; positive regulation of cation channel activity. Gene Ontology annotation, molecular function: transmembrane transporter binding; phosphatidylinositol bisphosphate binding. NCBI's taxonomy places the organism in Eukaryota, Metazoa, Chordata, Lepidosauria, Squamata, Viperidae. The transcript has a single exon. The record is from RefSeq and is a predicted model, not a curated record.